Haemonchus placei is the source of this 204-nucleotide messenger RNA. NCBI's taxonomy places the organism in Eukaryota, Metazoa, Nematoda, Chromadorea, Rhabditida, Trichostrongylidae. The record is from the annotation of a GenBank genome assembly.
AUGGUGCGGAGGUUACUAUAUGUUGGUCUGUUGCUGUAUUGUAUUUCUGGCGCUGUCGGCUCUUUGACGAAGUCGCUAAUUGUGUCACUGAGUUCGAAGUGGAACUCGACUUCGCUAAUCGCAGAAAUAAGGUAUGUUCCACUAUUUCUUUUGCAUCGUUUGGGGCGUGUCAAGUUGUGUUUGAAAAGCGAUUUGAAAGUUUAA